CUUUCUGGUGCAGUUCCCCCCGCCGUUCGAGCGUCCGGGAUCACGUGACUCGGAGCGGGCGUUAGGGCCGUUGCUAUGGUUUCCUUCUUUCGAAGGGGAUGCACGUGGCGGGGGAUGGAAGGCCUUCAAUUACCAGGGCCUUUGCUUCGGAUCAUUUUUAUCUGUUUUUAAAAUCCAUUUUUAUCCGGGUUUUGUUUGUUUUUUUAAGCCAAGAAAGGCCUUCCAUUUCUUGCACCCUUUUUCUUUCAAUAGGCCCAAGAACCCAGUGCUGGAGUUGAAUAAUUUGUUAAAAUUGCUGGUUGUAAUAUUCCUAUCUUCGCUAGUGGUAUUUGUGAAAAAAGGAGCACCGAUGUUAAGUUAGGCAUUGCAUUUGAAAAGGAACCCAGAGAUGGAAAGAAGAUAAAAUCCCGGCCCAAGAGGAAUGGCAGAUGGAAGUUGAGGGAUUAUGCCGAAAUGGCUAAAAUGACCGGAAGAAUCAGAAAUUGGGAAGAUUUUAAUAAGGAAUGGGGGGGGGAUUACAGUGGUUUUUAAGAUAAAUUACAGUGAUACCUUGGGUUAUAUACGCUUCAGGUUACAUACUCCGCUAACUCAGAAAUAGUGCUUCAGGUUAAGAACUUUGCUUCAGGAUGAGAACAGAAAUCAUGCUCCUGCGGCGCAGUGGCAGCAGGAGGCCCCAUUAGCUAAAGUGGUGCUUCAGGUUAAGAACAGUUUCAGGUUAAGAACGGACCUCCGAAACGAAUUAAGUACUUAACCCGAGGUACCACUGUAUAAACGAAACUAAAAUUGUUAGUAGGAUUGGAGUAACACUUCUAGUAUAAUGGUGAAUUUUGGACAUAAUGGAGAUGUAAAAGAUUUGGAUUAUCAUAAAAGAUGCAGGAGGAAAUGAUUAACAAUAGGACCUACAAAGGUGAGGAGGAAAGUCCAGGAGAUUCUUUGGCAUCUUGGUUUUUAUGUUGUAUGUUGGAUAUAUUGGUUGUAACACUUUAAUCUGAAAAACCAAAUAAAUAAAUUUACAAAUGAAAAUGAAAAGGAUCAACUGUCUUCCUGGGAACGUCAAAUCUGGAGUUCAGAGACAUUCUGAAACCUAAGCCUCUGCCGACUCAGAAAGCGGGAGAAGAUAAACAGAAUGGCAUUGUGUAGUUAACACGCAAAAGGUUUUCAUGUGACUGUCAUCUUCCAAGGUCAACAAAGGUCAAGAGCUAGAGCAACAAGGUUCUUGUGGAGAGAUGGACCCAUUGAGUCUGUCCCAUGAUUGAAAAUGAGAAUUCUGGAUCUGAAUGGUCACAUUUUGAAAACCUAGUAACUUGACUGAGGACGUAGUGCAUAACACAUGCAGGUCCUGCUCUCUGCCCUCUCAUUAAGAUUCUGUGGAUUUUGUUAUUUAAUAGGCAAAUGUUUAGAUUUCAAUAUAAUUUGAUGAAGCUUUCUUAAUUUCUAAGAAUAGUGAUGAUUCUUGGGACAGGGUAUAUGACGUCAGAGACAAUUCUUAAGAUCAUAUAUUGUUUGCAUCAGAUUCUUCAUCCAAUCAAGUCCCUAUAACAAUUUCUCAUUAGAAAAAAAGGAAAUUAAUUUUUUAAAAAUUAAAAGUCCCUAUAAUAAUUUUACUGUAUCUCUUUUCUUUCAGAGUCUAACUUCCUCAUACACAAAAACAAUUUAUGCUGGUGAUGAGACUCAAUCUUGUCAUUCAAAAAGAUUCAGUAUUAAAUCAUUCAGUGUGAAAUCGUUAAAAAGCAUAAUGAAGUCAGAUGCAACAGGGCCUUUGACAAAAGCAGAACCAAAAUCUUCCGCUGGGACAUUGGAUAGUGACUCACAAGAACAGGUUGAAAGAAAAACAGAUUUGAUGCCCAUGCAAGAGCUAAGCACACCAGAAACAUCAUUUAAAAGUGAAAGUGGGUUGAUAAAACAUCCAGAAUACAUUUCCUACAAAAAAGAAGAUGUGUUGGUUUUUCGAAACACAUAUGAGGCUGAUGAUGAAGAGAAAUUUGUAAGUGAAAUUGAUUUGAGGCCAAAAAAGGAACUAACCAUGUCAGAUGCCGAAACUUUUGAAUCUACAAAACAGUCAGAACACAUUCCCCAUAGAAGAGAAGAUGUAGUGGCUUUCGUCAAUGAAUAUGAUGGCAAAGAAGAAGAAACCUGAUACCACAAAAGAGUUGAAGCCGAAGCUGAUAUGGGUGCUGCCCAUAUCAGAUGCAGAAAUGUCAGGAGAGCGCAAAGUGGCUUUUGCAGAUGACCAUUAUGAUGACGAACAUGUGCACUUUGGUAGUGUAACUCACUUGAGGCCAGUGCAGGUGCUAACCAGAUCAGAUGCAGAAACUCCAGAAUCUACAAAACCAGCCGAACGUAGUGUGGCUUUCGCAGAUGACCAACCUGAAGAUAAAAGAGAGCAUCUUGAGGGCAGAGCUGAUAUGAGGCCAGUGCAGGAGAUACCAGUAUCAGAUACAGAAACUUUGGGAUCAUUCAAACAAGCAGAGCGCAGAGUGGCUUUUGCAGAUGACUAUGAUGAUGCUGAAGGUGUACAUACUGGGAGCUUAGCUGACUUGAGGCCAAGGCAAGUGCUAUCCAUAUCGGAUGCAGAAACUUUGGGAUCUUUCAGACCAACAGAGCGCAGAGUGUCUUUUGCAGAUGACCAACCUGAGGGUAAAGGAGAGCAUCCUGAGAGCAGAGCUGAUGGGAGGCCAGUGCAGCUGCUAACCGAUGCCAAGAGUUCAGGAUCUACAAAUCCAACAGAAUACCCUCCCCUCCCAGUAAUGGCUAAUGAUUAAGGAUAAUGUGAGAGGUAGUCGUUUAUUCCUCCCUGUGGCUUUCAUACGGAGCCCCCGGUCGUCUCACGGACUAUUGACCCAUACAGCACUAAUCCGCUGCCACCAACCAGGUCCUCCCCAGUAAAAUCACUUCAGCCUCAGUCAGGUUCUCAAUUAAUAGAGAAGAGUGUAUUUUAUUUCAGUCACAAACUUUUAUGGCAUUCCAAACAUUGUUACUCUUUACUUUCUUAGUCUUAUUUUCCUCUCUCUAUCUCUUCUACCUCCCCUCACGCAAGAACCCACUGCCCUAACUGUCUCUCUAUUACCAACUGCUUCUCCAGCUGCCUCUCCCAACCAGCCAACCCACUAAAACCAACCAACUACCCACUAACAACAACAACAACUAAUUCAAACCUCGGCUAAGCCCUUUUAUACACAGGUAGGCUCUGCCUCUGGCUUUCCUAUUGGUCUAUAUUUUUAACCCUAUCUUUUCCACCUGUUAAAACAUUUUCUAAAUGAAUAGGCAAACGCCACACUCCCUUAAAUAUAUAAUCUGCAUUUAACAACAAAGAGCCCUACUGUAUCAGGCCACAAGCCUGUUGGGUCCAGGAUCCUGUUCCCACAGUGGCCAAUGAGAUACCUAUGGGAAAUAGGCUGAAUGAAACUGCAUCCUCCCCCCUUGUGAUUCCCAGUAACUGAUAUUCAGAGGCAUACUGCCUCCCAACAGUGAAACUAGAACUCCUCCUUCUUUGGUGAUCACUCGCAGCUGAGUAAGAUUGUCUUCCAUGAACACAGUCUUAACAGUGAGUCUGUAAGUGACUGUGGAGGCCAUUUCUGGGUCCACAUGUCCUUCCACAGCAGGGAAUUAUGUUUGCAAUUAUGCAGAUUGAAGCCAAUCGGAAGUUAAGCAGUGUUAUAACAGAAUUGACAACAUUCCGAAUGACAAGCUUGCCAGCCCAAGUUCUCUGCUAGAACAGAUGGAGUGAGGGAGUGUGUUGAGCCUCGUACAGGAAGUUUUUUGGGGUCAUAGGUUGAGACAGACAUGUGUGCCAUUCUAUGUACCUUGCUCUCUCCAGAACAAAGAAAUUCUGUCCCUGCCCUAAUUUUUUGUGAUUCUCCAUUCCCAUUACAGUACAUCCUCCCCCCUGCUGAAUUCCAGGCCUUUCCUAUGGAGAAUGGAUUUCCCCCUGCUUCAGAAUGUAUAUUUAAGAACCAAACAAAUGAAGACCAAAUGUUUUUACCAAAAGUUUUCCUUACCUAAACCAGAGCUUGCCAAAAUGUGAGUUUAACGGAAUCCAUUGUCCUUUCAGGAAGAAUCAACCAUCGCAGAUUAUUCCGAUUUGUAUGCUGAGAUUGCAAUGCCAUGUGACAAGGAUGAAGUCAGAAACUUUACGAAAGCCUUUCUUCCCAUUGCUGACUCCCUGAUCUGUGUCCUGGGGAUCGUGGGAUAUAUGUUUGUAGUGAUGACAUUUGUUUUAUGUAAGAGGUCUGAUUCUAUAACUGAUGUCUGCCUCUGCAAUAUGGCUAUUGUGGACAUAUUGUUUGUUCUCACUCUUCCUUUCUGGGCAGUAAACUACGCUCUGGACAACUGGAUUUUGGGGGAUUUCCUCUGCAAGCUCACCAAAGGUACCGUAUUUUUCGCUCUAUAGGACGCACCAGACUUAUCACACCUAGUUUUGGGGGGAGGAAAACAAGAAAAAAAAUAUUCUGAAUCCCAGAAGCCAGAACAGCAAGAGGAAUCUGGCUUCUGGGAUAGCCUCUUGCUGUUCUGGCUUCUGGGAUAGCCGCUGAAGCCUCUCCCAGGCAGCGGGAUGAAGGCUCCCCCUGCCCGGAAGAGGCUGUGCGUGGGUAAGCUGCCCUCUGUCCCUCCCCCACCUCCCACAAGAGCUGCUCACUCUUUAAAGGGAGCGCGGCUCUUGGGGGCUUAUCUGGGAGGUGGGGGGAGGGACAGAGCCCCGUGCUCUGUCCCUUCCCCCAUCUGCCGC
Messenger RNA from Podarcis lilfordi (Lilford's wall lizard), 4726 nucleotides. NCBI's taxonomy places the organism in Eukaryota, Metazoa, Chordata, Lepidosauria, Squamata, Lacertidae. The record is from the annotation of a GenBank genome assembly.